UAUCUCUCUCUCUCUCUCUCUCUCUCUCUCUCACUCAAAAUAUCUCUUUACUACACAACACACCACUAAAAGAAUCCCAUCUCACAACACAGUGGCAUCAUCAGAUGGUAGUAGAAGAAGAAGAGAAAUGAAGGCAGCUUCUCCUUCCUCCAUCUCCAAUAUCUUAUCCUCCUCCUCCUCCUCUCCCACCACCGUCACCAUCACCACUGCCACCCUCUGUUAAACCCUCUCUCUCUCUCUCUCUCUCUCUCUCUCUCUCUCUCUCUCUCUCUCUCUCUCUCUCUCUAACCCUAAUUACCAUGACCCUGGAGGACUCCCUAAGAUCCCUCUCCCUAGACUACCUCAACCUCCUCAUCAACGGCCAAGCCUUCAGCGAUGUCACCUUCAGCGUCGAGGGCCGCCUCGUGCAUGCCCACCGCUGCAUCCUGGCAGCCAGAAGUCUCUUCUUUCGGAAGUUCUUCGGCGGCCCUGACCCGCCGGGAGGCCUCGACCCCCCAGCAGGCUCCAGGAUGGGCUCCGCGGCUACGGUCGGUUCAGGGGCGUCGUCGCGUGGGAAUUCACAGGUGAUACCUGUGAAUUCGGUGGGCUACGAGGUGUUCUUGUUGAUGCUGCAGUUCUUGUACAGCGGCCAAGUCUCGAUUGUGCCUCAGAAGCACGAGCCCAGGCCCAAUUGCGGGGAGAGGGGUUGCUGGCACACGCAUUGCACCUCCGCCGUCGAUCUCGCCCUCGACACUCUCGCAGCCGCUAGAUCAUUUGGCGUCGAACAGCUUGCAUUGCUCACCCAGAAGCAAUUGGCAAGCAUGGUCGAGAAGGCCUCAAUUGAAGAUGUAAUGAAAGUUCUUAUAGCUUCAAGAAAGCAAGAAAUGCACCAGCUUUGGACCACUUGUUCCCACCUAGUGGCGAAAUCCGGCCUCCCUCCCGAAGUCCUCGCCAAACACCUCCCCAUCGAUGUUGUCGCAAAGAUCGAAGAGCUUCGCCUCAAGUCCUCCCUCGCCCGCCGCUCCCUAAUGCCCCACCACCACCACCACCACCACGACCUCGGCGCCGCUGCCGAUCUCGAGGACCAGAAAAUUCGGCGGAUGAGGCGGGCGCUGGACUCGUCCGACGUCGAGCUCGUCAAGCUCAUGGUGAUGGGGGAAGGCCUAAAUCUCGACGACGCAUUGGCCUUGCACUACGCCGUCGAGAAUUGCAGCCGUGAAGUCGUGAAAGCCCUGCUCGAGCUCGGUGCGGCCGAUGUCAACUACCCGGCCGGGCCAGCGGGGAAAACCCCGCUGCACAUUGCCGCCGAGAUGGUGUCGCCAGACAUGGUGGCGGUGCUCCUAGACCACCAUGCCGACCCCACGGUUCGAACCGUGGACGGGGUAACUCCCCUCGAUGUCCUCCGAACCCUAACUUCGGAUUUCCUCUUCAAGGGGGCUGUCCCGGGACUAACUCAUAUCGAGCCCAACAAGCUAAGACUCUGCCUAGAGCUCGUCCAAUCGGCAGCUCUAGUCCUUUCGCGCGAAGAAGGCAGCGCGAAUGCUCCUUCUUCGGGCGCCAUAUACCCGCCAAUGGGCGACGAUCACAGCAACAGCAGCAGCAACAUGGCCGCGAACCUCAACCUCGAUUCGAGGUUGGUUUAUCUUAAUCUCGGCGCGACGGCACCGGGGCAAAUGGGGUCAAGAAUGGAUGGGGAAGAUGAUCAGAGUAGACACAACAGCCAGAGGGAAAGCAUGAGCCGCCAUGGAGGGUCUCAAGCUGGCUGCGACCCGUCGUUGUACCAUCACCAUCAUGAGUAUUAGUUAACUUAUAUAUCUUAAUUCUCAUCAAUCUCCAUCCACCACAUAUUUGAAUCAAUAUCUAUAUAUAUCCCUCAGUGGGGGAAAAAACUAGCAAUUCAAACUGAUCAUGGAUGAGAUUAUCUUGGAUUAUAUGUGGAUCGAUGUUUUAUUCAUCAUCAAUCACUUGCAAUAUCGAUCUUAAGUCAUUUUCUUACAAUUCAA
Molecule: messenger RNA, 1982 nt
Organism: Malania oleifera
Lineage: Eukaryota; Viridiplantae; Streptophyta; Magnoliopsida; Santalales; Ximeniaceae
Product: BTB/POZ domain and ankyrin repeat-containing protein NOOT2-like
Exons: 2
Coding region: 300-1781 (493 amino acids)
Biological process (GO): plant organ development
Molecular function (GO): protein binding
Source: RefSeq, a predicted model, not a curated record